AUGAAGACUGGUAUUCACGUGUUUGCGUUUAAACUCACCUUACUUUUGCUGGACUUUGUUUUGCCACCCAUGCUUUCGGCAGCCAAGCUUAACAGAAAUUGUACUAGUGAUUGCACCUGUGAAAAGAUAGACGGAGGCGCCAAAAACAUUUUGGUGAUGGAGUGUAGAAAGAAAGAUACGAUUUCUGGUAUCCCUCGAAUUGAUCCAGAUUUAAUGGCCAAUGUCACCGAGCUGUUAAUUGAGAAGCAAUCAAAUUUUACACAUCUAGACAAUUCAACUCUUCAAUACUACUCAAAUCUGGAACGAUUAUUGAUUGAAGAUACUGGAUUGAAGUGGAUAGACUCCAAUGCUCUCAAACCGAACAAACAGCUGAAAACUUUGUUUUUAAGACGUAACAAGCUGACGUACCUUUCUUGGGAAGUAAUUGUGGAUUUGCCGAUUCUUAAACUGUACUUAAACGAUAAUCCCUUGCCGUGCAAUUGUUCCUCCAAAUGGAUUCAAGAGCUGCAGAAAAAGAAAAAUCACGUGUUAGGGGCACUUGCCUCUGAAGAUUUAAGGUGCCUCGUACCGGAUACCGAUGAGUCAUCAGGGCCAAUAAUGCAAAAACUCAGGAAUGUAAGGCUUCAGGGUUGUGUUUUACCGUCGGUUGACAUCAAACCAAAAACGCCUAUCAUAAACGAGAGCAGCCAAAUCGUGCUCACGUGUAAGGGUACAGGCGAACCCAAACCAACAGUUGCCUGGGAGACCCAGUAUCUAAAUUCGUCGUUCUACGUCAAAUCCAGAGAAGAGGGCAGUGUGGUUGACCUUGUUAUCACGAGUGCCAAUGCCAGCGACUCGGGUUGGCUGACAUGCAGUGCUCGAAAUGUGGCGGGAAAAACAGCAGACACAAUGCUGUUAAGAGUAAAUUCUCCACCUCAGAUCCUUGUUUUAAAACCUCCCGUUCAGAGAUUCCAUUACUGUAUCCAAUUCGAGGUGUCCGGAUAUCCUAUCCCGGAGAUAUCUUGGUUGCACGAGGGCGAGAAGCUGAGAAAGAAAUCUACAGUGUACACCUAUUAUUCCGAACAACCGAAAGGAAUAUUUAAAACUACCGGAUGUUUAAUUUUUGAGAUGAAAAAUGCUAAAUAUAAUGGAAUCUACACUUUAAUUGCCAAAAAUGACUUUGGAAUUGCUAAUAAGACAGUAAAAGCUGAUUUCAUGGUCGGAUCGGCUGCAGUAAUCGGUCCGGCAUCCGGGUCUUUUCUGAAGCCCAGACUUCCGGGACGGAGAAAUGUCAAUCCCUUAUUACCUUUUCAAAGGAGCUCUAAAGAAAAAGACCCUCCAACCACAACGUUUGUAAAGAAACAGGAUUCUCCGGCUGUGUAUAUCGCCAUUGGAAUAUCAGUUUUUGUUUUCCUCGCCGUUGUGUUGGCGACCAUUUUCUUUGUUGUUCGUCAUUAUCGCCAAAAAGCUACACGUCACACACAUCACGUGACCUUCUCAUCCAAUAGCUCACAGCGACCACUGCUGAAUUCUGAUAGUACCGUGUCAUCAAAAACCCAACCGCAUCAAAUGACUGUCAUGCCUCUGACCUCCAUGAAAAUAGUAGAAAACCCAGCAUAUCAAAUCAAGAGUGCAAACUGUAAAAACUCUUCCAUAUUUUAUAUAAAAAGAGCAGCUAUUGAAUUCGUGCGAGAAUUAGGAGAAGGGGCGUUUGGGCGAGUUUUCUUGGGAACCUGUAAGGACCUUACGUCACCAGGCGAGGUUACCAUGGUAGCCAUUAAGACACUGAAAGAUGCUGCCAUGGAAGACGCGAAGGUGAACUUUGACCGAGAGGCGGAGUUAUUAGCUACUUUACUGCAUGACAACAUAGUCACGUUUUACGGAGUGUGUGUCGACACGGAUACCUCUAUGAUGGUAUUUGAGUAUAUGGAAAAUGGUGACCUGAAUAAUUUUUUAAGAUGCAACGGUCCAGAUGCCAAAUUCCUCAAUAAGAGUACAUCGUUUGUAAAACCCCUUUCCAAAAUCGAACUACUUCAUAUUUCAAAUCAAAUUGCCAACGGGAUGGAAUACCUUGCGUCCCAGCAUUUUGUUCAUCGAGACUUGGCAACAAGGAAUUGUUUGGUUGGAGACAAAAUGAUCGUCAAAAUUGGAGAUUUUGGAAUGUCACGUGAUGUCUACAGCACAGACUAUUACAGGGUAGGCGGAUCUACUAUGCUUCCAGUGAGGUGGAUGCCACCUGAAUCCUUGCUUUAUAGAACAUUUACCGUUGAAUCGGAUGUUUGGAGUUUUGGUGUGGUUUUAUGGGAAAUUUUUACAUACGGGAGACAACCGUGGUACGAAUUGUCAAAUCAUGAGGUCAUUCAUUACGUAACAAACGGAAGUACGUUACAGCCACCCGGAACUGACAUAUGCCCGGAAGACGUUGCAAAAUUGAUGGCGUCAUGUUGGAAAAGGCAACCUCAUGAUCGUUUAUCAAUAAAAGAAAUUCACUACAAACUUGAUAGAAUAUGUAUGUCACAACCGACGUAUCUGGACUUAAUAGCCUGAAAUCUAGCGUCAUAAGCGCUGAGUCGGAAUAAUGCCGUGUCCUCAAGGCUUCAUUCCAGACGUGGUUUCUUCGAGACUUCCGGGAUUUUUUCAUCAUUUGUGGAGAGUGACAGAAGCAGAACCUCUGAUGUGUAUAUAAAAAUCCUCUUUAUUAUCACAGUUUUCGAGGGAUAAUCAAUAUAAUUUGUUCUGAGUUACCUUUUUAUAGGAAUUUACAAAAACAAGUCUCGACGAUGAAAGGGUCGCUAUCGACUGGGAUGAAAAGGCCUUUGAGUGCCCACGUGAGAUAACAGACAGGUCUGCUGAGAACAUAAAGGGGAUAUUUUUGGUGGAGAAAUAUCAUUCUUUGUUUCUUUUUCAUGAAACUUGAUAUAAACUUGCCUUUGAAUAUAGAAUUCCAAUGUUUUAAAAACUGUCAGUUUACUGGCAGUAUAACACUACUUCAUGCUGCUGACUGAAUGUGGUAUCGACCGGUGUCACGAUGCAUUUCCAUGUACAUGUACGUGCAAAGAAAAUGAAAUAUCUGAAAUACUCAAUCACUUUGUUUUCAGGUGUUGUCUUCAACGGACAUUUUCUAGGAUUUCCGUGUAGGGUCUACAUGUUUAUCAUUGUCUUUGCAAAAAUUAUA
Saccostrea cuccullata (small rock oyster) is the source of this 3154-nucleotide messenger RNA. Its product is annotated as NT-3 growth factor receptor-like. The transcript is spliced from 13 exons. Gene Ontology annotation, biological process: cell surface receptor protein tyrosine kinase signaling pathway; positive regulation of neuron projection development; cellular response to nerve growth factor stimulus. The coding region runs from base 1 to 2526 and encodes 841 amino acids. The record is from RefSeq and is a predicted model, not a curated record. Gene Ontology annotation, cellular component: axon; plasma membrane; signaling receptor complex. Gene Ontology annotation, molecular function: ATP binding; transmembrane receptor protein tyrosine kinase activity; neurotrophin binding. NCBI's taxonomy places the organism in Eukaryota, Metazoa, Mollusca, Bivalvia, Ostreida, Ostreidae.